ACAGCCGCGAGCGAGCGGAGGAAAUUCCCCGCUUUGUUUUUGUUCGCUCGCUUCAUCUGGUGACCGUUUUUCCUCUUUCGGGUCGAGUCAGGGGGUUGUUGUUGGUAUUUUUGCUGGGAGGGGGGAAGGAGGAGGAAGUGAAACUUUCAGGCCGGGGUCCGAGUCAUCCCCGAGGUGCUGCGAUGCUCAACUUGAAAGGAGGCCUUCUCCCGGCCCGCCGUCAUCCCGUGACGAAUCGCCGCACGUGAAGCCAUCCGACCGCUCCUUUGCGGGCUUGACGCUCACGUGACUUUCUCGGCGCUCAAAUAGCGCGGCGGGAAGGCCGGCGGCCGACACGCCUUGGAGUCGGCGCCAUGGAGCUCCGCGCCCUGCUCGCCUUUGGGAGCCUGCUGGCCGUCUGCGGCGGCCUGCCGCCCAUCAGCCGCGACUACAACACACGCUGCGGCUGCCUGCGGAUGGAGACCAGGAUCAUCCCGCCGGACAGUUUGCGCAGCAUCAAGUUGGUCCCCGAGGGGCCGCACUGCACGCAGACCGAGAUCAUAGCCACCCUGGUGAGCGGCGAGCGCGUCUGCCUGCACCCUCAGUCGUGGUGGGUGAAGAAGCUGGUUCACUUCGUCCUCGAGAAGCAGCUCCAUCGGCGGGCCGCCGUGAUUUCCCGGAGGCCGGCGUGAGGGCCGGCUUGCUUUUGUGAAGAUCGACGCGACUCAUCAAAAGUUAUAUACCAGAAAGCUUGUCAAGCAAAUGUUCCGAUCAGCGGUUUUUAUUCGCCGGCAGUGGCUCAAAU
Molecule: messenger RNA, 784 nt
Organism: Hippocampus comes (tiger tail seahorse)
Lineage: Eukaryota; Metazoa; Chordata; Actinopteri; Syngnathiformes; Syngnathidae
Gene: cxcl19
Product: chemokine (C-X-C motif) ligand 19
Exons: 3
Coding region: 354-671 (105 amino acids)
Biological process (GO): defense response; immune response; chemotaxis
Cellular component (GO): extracellular region
Molecular function (GO): chemokine activity
Source: RefSeq, a predicted model, not a curated record